Molecule: messenger RNA, 2829 nt
Organism: Carassius carassius (crucian carp)
Lineage: Eukaryota; Metazoa; Chordata; Actinopteri; Cypriniformes; Cyprinidae
Product: armadillo-like helical domain-containing protein 3
Exons: 25
Coding region: 247-2316 (689 amino acids)
Biological process (GO): regulation of Golgi organization
Cellular component (GO): cytosol
Source: RefSeq, a predicted model, not a curated record
GAUUCAUUUAUUUAAACGAAUAGAGUCUGAUGUAAAAAAUAUUGUCCUAGCUGUAAAGAGUGUUUGCUCGCGGUGUAUGAUGAUGAUGAUGUUAGGAAGCUACAUGCUAAAGCUAAGCUGUCAGAACACAUGUAAACACGAGCUGACUGCGCGCGUGUAACAGUGAUGAACUGUCUCUAGGGCAGAUGUCGGUGAACAUUACUGUCAUAUCGCUGUGUUUGUGUGUCUGUAGUGGUUAUAGUAACCAUGGCUCAGCCUGAGAAGAAGGCAGGUCUACUGAAGAGGACAUCCUCCUCGAAGAAGCCUCUGAAGGAGAAAGUGCUGCUGAUGUAUGAGCAGAUAUUCACAAAGGAAGACCCCAGCAAGAGCAAUCCUCGCUUCUGGGACGAGCUGUUUCUGAUGAAGGUCAAUCUGGAGUAUCUGGAGGGGAAGCUGGAGUCUCUGGACGGGGACGAAGUCAUGAAAAUCAAGGACAACCUCAACAGUUUGUUCCAGCACUGUGUCCAGGCUCUGGCUGAAGAGCACCAGAUCAGAGUAGUCCACGCUCUUCAGACUCUCUGUGCGCUGUUUCGAGGAGUUCACCAGAAGAACAAGUCUGCCACGGGCUUCGACAUCAUCAACAUGCUGAUGGGCUUCGACAAGGCUGAGCUCCGCAUGAAGGAGCUGAUGGAGAGUCUGGAUGGUCUGCUGUGUGGAGACGGAUCCGAGAGUCUGAAGAGCUUGUGUCUGAAACUGCUGCUGUGUCUGGUCACUGUGACCGAUAACAUUAGUCAGAACACCAUUCUGGAGUAUGUGAUGAUCAACAGUAUAUUUGAGGCCAUUCUCCAGAUUCUUUCUGACGUGUCCAGUCGAGCGCAGCAUGGAUAUGAUGCUGUGGUACUAUUAGCUCUGCUGGUCAACUACAGGAAGUAUGAGUCUGUGAAUCCUUACAUUGUGAAGCUGUCGAUCGUGGACGACGAGCCGACCCUGGAUGGCAUGGGGAUGGUCAUCCACCACGCACUUACGGAGUACAACAGGCAGUAUAAAGACAAAGAACAAGAAAACCAGGGAGGCUUUUUUUCCACCCUUACCAGCAUGGUGGGCAGUAUGUUUAUCGCUGAUGCAGAUGAGAAGCUGUCAGUACAGACUAAUGAAGCCAUCCUGCUCGCUCUGUAUGAGGCCGUACAUCUCAACAGAAACUUCAUCACGGUUCUUGCACAGAGCCAUCCUGAGAUGGACAUGGCAGCAGCCCCGGCAGUGCCCGUCCCAUCCUCUCCUGCGACCCCGCUGGGCACCACACCGCCCUCUCUGGACCUGAUGAAUAAUCCCGAGCUUCCUCUGGACCCAAACUUGCAGACGAGUAAUCUUUUUAUAACGUUCCUCAAAUAUUCCUCCAUCGUAAUGCAGGACACCAAAGAUGAACACAGACUCAACAGUGCUAGGCUGUGCCUCAUCAUUCUGACCUGUAUAGCCGAGGACCAGUACGCCGACGCCUUUCUCCACGAUGAUAACAUGAACUUCAGGGUCAACUUGCACAGAAUGCCCAUGAGACAUCGAAAGAAAGCGGUGGAUAAGAACAUCCCCUCUCGGCCUUUAGUUUGUGCAGUUCUGGAUCUGAUGGUUGAGUUUAUCAUUACUCAUAUGAUGAAGGAGUUUCCUAUGGAUCUCUAUGUGCGCUGCAUUCAGAUAAUUCACAAACUGAUCUGCUACCAGAAGAAGUGCAGAGUUAGGAUGCACUACACGUGGAGAGAGCUCUGGUCAGCUCUCAUUAACCUUCUGAAGUUCCUGCUGUCUAAUGAGACCAUCCUUCUGUCCAAGCACAAUAUCUUCCAGCUGGCUCUUCAGGUGGUGAACCUCUUUAACAUGUUCAUCACAUAUGGAGACACGUUUCUGCCCACCCCCAGUAGUUACGACGAGCUCUACUACGAGAUCAUACGCAUGCAUCAGGUGUUUGAUAACCUCUACUGCAUGGUGCUGCGAGUGUCCACCAACGCUGGCCCGUGGAAGGAGCCUGCUAGUAAAGUCACUCACGCUCUCGUCAACGUCAGAGCAAUUAUUAACCACUUCAACCCUAAGAUUGAGUCGUACGCUGCUGUGAACCACAUCUCACAGCUCUCAGAAGAUCAGGUGCUGGAGGUGGUGCGGUCUAACUACGACACACUAACACUGAAGCUGCAGGACGCUCUGGAUCAGUUUGAGCGCUACUCUGAGCAGCCCAGAGAGGCCGGCUUUUUCAAAGAGCUGGUUCGCUCCAUCAGUCUGAACGUGAGGAAGAACGUGUCUCUGAGUACCAUGAGUCAGGACGUCCUGCUGAAGGAGUUCUCCUCUAUAUCCUGAAACAACGGGACCUUUGACCUUCAUACUGACACAUCCAUUGCCCCACAUCUGAGGCUCCUCCACCUCGCACCAGCCCAUCUAGAACCGGACAGGACUGGAUCUGAUCUUCAGGCUGUAUACUGAUGCAGUGUGUGAGUUCGGUCGUGCUGAGAACAGACUCGUAUUGGCUUCACAAAGCAAUCAGGCCAACUUUGCACAAUGUGAAUUUGGAUUCUGACUACCCGGUGUUUCUGGUUCCUGAUUUUUUUCUUCCUUUUAUUGGCAGUCCAGUGCUGUUUCUGUUGAUUCUGUCGCGUAUUCUUCAUUGCCUUAGUACCAUAACGGAUGAAAACCAAUGUGCUCGCACAGAAUAACCGCUGAUUUUCAGUUCUCGUCUGCAUUCACUCUGAAUAUAGAAAAAACAUCCUAUUCGCAUGAACCUGAAAAAGAAAUGUCUGGGUCACAAUUCACCAUAUAUUCGAAAGAAAGAAAAUCCUCAUUUGCAUUAAUCAAAUAAAGCCAUUAAGAUUUACA